UAUUCAUUUUACACACGUGUACACCGCUUAGAUACCCGCAUUAUAUUCUACACACAUCAUUCACUCGACGUUCAAUCAGCUGAUCGUAUGUGCCUGUUAAAUUCUGUGAAUAUCUGAGUUUGAAGGAAUUUUGUUCAAUUGGUUCAAUAAUUCAUCGUUUUUUAAACCUGAGAAAUAAGAAAGACAAUCACAAUGAGGAAGCUUCUUUUGUGUAUGUGCUUGGUGGCGCUCUCUGCGUCUCUCACCUUUGCUGCUGAAGACGAGGAAGAUACCAAGAAGGAUAUUGGAACUGUCAUUGGAAUUGACUUGGGCACAACCUACUCUUGUGUGGGUGUGUUCAAGAAUGGUCGCGUAGAGAUCAUCGCCAAUGACCAAGGAAACCGAAUCACGCCCUCGUACGUCGCUUUCACCAGCGACGGUGAGCGUCUUAUCGGUGAUGCUGCCAAGAACCAGCUGACGAGCAACCCAGAGAACACUGUCUUUGAUGCCAAGAGGUUGAUCGGAAGGACUUGGGAUGAUCCAGCCGUCAAGCACGAUCUCAAGUAUUUCCCUUUCAAGGUUGAGAACAAGAACAGCAAGCCCCAUGUACGUGUCAACGUCGGUGCAGAUUCCAAGAUCUUUGCUGCCGAGGAGAUCAGCGCUAUGGUACUCGUCAAGAUGAAGGAAACUGCCGAGGCUUACUUGGGUAAGAAGGUAACCCAUGCCGUUGUGACUGUCCCUGCUUACUUCAACGAUGCUCAGCGCCAGGCCACCAAGGAUGCCGGUGUCAUUGCUGGUCUCAACGUCAUGAGGAUCAUCAACGAACCUACUGCUGCCGCCAUUGCUUAUGGUAUGGACAAGAAAGAAGGAGAAAAGAACAUUCUUGUUUUCGAUCUUGGCGGUGGUACCUUUGACGUUUCUCUCCUGACCAUCGAUAAUGGAGUAUUUGAAGUCAUCUCGACCAACGGAGAUACCCAUCUUGGUGGUGAAGACUUUGACCAGCGUGUGAUGGAACAUUUCAUCAAGCUUUACAAGAAGAAGAAGGGCAAGGAUGUGAGGAAGGACAACAGGGCCGUACAGAAGCUUCGUCGUGAGGUGGAGAAGGCCAAGAGGGCGCUCAGCUCGCAGCAUCAGACCCGUAUCGAGAUUGAAUCCUUCUUUGAUGGCGAAGACUUCUCAGAGACUCUCACUCGUGCCCGAUUUGAGGAAUUGAACAUGGAUCUUUUCCGUUCCACCAUGAAGCCUGUGCAGCGUGUCAUGGAUGACGCCGGCAUCAAGAAGGAGGAGCUCGACGAGAUCGUUCUCGUCGGUGGUUCCACCCGUAUCCCUAAGAUCCAGCAGCUCGUCAAGGACUUCUUCAACAAGAAGGAACCGUCCCGUGGAAUCAACCCCGAUGAGGCCGUUGCCUAUGGUGCUGCCGUCCAAGGGGGUGUUCUCAGCGGAGAGGCAGAGACAAGUGACCUUGUUCUUCUUGAUGUCAACCCCCUGACCAUGGGUAUCGAGACUGUCGGAGGCGUCAUGACCAAGCUCAUUGGAAGGAACACCGUCGUACCCACCAAGAAAUCACAGAUCUUCUCCACAGCUGCAGACAACCAGCCAACCGUAACCAUCCAAGUCUUUGAAGGUGAAAGAUCAAUGACAAAGGACAACCAUCUUCUUGGAAAGUUCGAUUUGAACGGCAUCCCACCAGCACCUCGUGGCGUCCCACAGAUCGAGGUCACCUUCGAGAUCGACGUCAACGGCAUCCUGAGGGUCAGCGCUGAAGACAAGGGCACAGGCAACAAAGAAAAGAUCACCAUUACCAACGAUCAGAACCGCCUUACGCCGGAGGACAUCGAGAGGAUGGUGAACGAAGCCGAGAGAUUCGCAGAGGAUGAUAAGUUGAUGAAGGAGAAGGUCGAGGCAAGGAAUGACCUCGAGAGCUACUCAUACUCGCUUAAGAACCAGGUCAACGACGAGGAAAAGCUUGGCGGUAAAUUAUCGGAAGACGAAAAGGAAACCAUUAUGAGCGCGGUUGAUGAGCAGAUUGAAUGGCUCGAUGCCAACCCCGAUGCAGAAACCGAAGACUACCAAGAGCAUAAAAAGGAGCUUGAAGCUAUUGUUCAACCUAUUGUUAGUAAAUUAUACGAAGGUGCAGGAGGGGCUCCCCCACCAGGUGGAGAAGAGGAAGGCGAUGAAGAAUAUGAGGAAGAUCACGACGAGUUAUAGAAUUGAAAAUGACUGACGUUGCGACAGCUAGUACCAUCUAAUGAACUGUUGCCGGAGUGACAUUACAAAUCGUUGUAUUGGGGACUAUCAGCUUUCCCUUCCAGAGACAAAAGAAUUGCCAACGACAAAUUUAGAAUUCAAGGACUUAGGAAUUCUGUUGCCUCUGUAAUGAUAUCAAUUUAGAAAAUUGAUGUAUUUUCUGUUUUGGUAUCAUUUCUCACAUGGCGUUACACUUCGCUUUAUAUUUUCUCCCAAAGACCAAAUCAUAAUAUUCAAAAUUUUCUGAUUUGCUGUUCACUUCAUGUUUUCUCCACAUACAGUAUGCACAUUCAUUUGUAUUUUAUUGCUAUGUCAUAGAACAAAUGCAGUGUAAAGCCAUGUGAGAUUUUUUUCUUUGUGACCUGUCAAAUUAUUUACCUUUAUUAUUAAAGGAUUGGGAAAAGGAGUAUUAAUUAAAGAUUUGUGUGGCUUAAACUUCCAAUUCCCAUUGAGUAAUGAUCAUUGUGUGAUCCUUUGUUGCGUUGUAAACAGCACCAGUUUUCUAAAUCUUCUUCCACAUAUUUGAAAACAUGAUCAAGAUAUGUUCAUGAAAAGAGAAAUGUGUAUAUUUGGAGCACAAUUAUGCAAGUACAGUUACAGCAAAUAGGUGCACUUGCUUUAAAAUUUGUUAUAAAUACUGUACUAUAAAAUACUUUAGUCGAAAAGUAUCAAAUAGGGGAAAAGAGGGGCAUUUUUGCCAUUUUAUUGGUGAUUUUUUUUUUGUCAUCUUCUCCAAUCUACAAGUGUAAUGGAAAAUAAUCUCCUAACCAUUUAGAGAGCAGUCCUGCUGAGCAACCUUGAUUCCUUCGUCUUUUGUGUCACUAUUUUCUCUAUUUCACUUCUAUAAUCUUCAUGUUAUAUUUGUGCCUAAAUUAAUUUAUUCCAAGGGAAAGGGGCGGGGAAAGGUACAGUAGUAAAAACAAGUGAUACAUUAAAAUUAGUGUACUUGUGUAUCGUCCAAAGACCAAUUAUAAUAAUUGUCAUUUAUUUUGAUUAAUAUUGUUUCUUCAAAUUGUGCAUGCAGUGGUAAUCGGGCCAGUCUUUCCUGUUCAUCCAUGCCAUAUCUUUUAAGUAGAGUCUAUAGAAUAGUAAGAGAAAAGUCUUUGUCUUCUUAAGUUAUGUUAUAGUUAAAAUAGAGAUGUUUAAAUUUGAUGGCAUAUUUGUGUUUCUCUUGUUAUCAUAUUGUGUAAACACAAUGUACUUGUGAUAUUUUUACUAUGGUUUUCUUGGAAGUUUUCUUGUUUCAUGUGUUGCACAAUAUGAACAUUUUCUAUGUCUGGGAAUAAAUUCAUACUUGAGAAUAUGAAAUGUUACAAAUGAA
This is a messenger RNA of Strongylocentrotus purpuratus (purple sea urchin), 3547 nucleotides long. It is a transcript of the gene hspa5, whose product is annotated as endoplasmic reticulum chaperone BiP. The transcript has 10 exons. Gene Ontology annotation, molecular function: heat shock protein binding; ATP hydrolysis activity; ATP binding. The record is from RefSeq and is a predicted model, not a curated record. The coding region runs from base 193 to 2187 and encodes 664 amino acids. Gene Ontology annotation, cellular component: membrane; nucleus; cytoplasm. NCBI's taxonomy places the organism in Eukaryota, Metazoa, Echinodermata, Echinoidea, Camarodonta, Strongylocentrotidae. Gene Ontology annotation, biological process: protein refolding; endoplasmic reticulum unfolded protein response; cellular response to unfolded protein.